AUGGCAAAGCUUCUUCAAACCCUAAUUUCACUGCUUUCCUGCAUAGCCUUGCUCCUUGACAUCGCCAAUACGGCGCAAUCGCAGACGACCUCCUUCUCGUAUGCUUUCAACGGCGAGCAGCCGACCGACCUACUCUACCAAGGCGACACCCACUUCCCAUCCGACUCCACCUACCUCCGCCUGAUCAACAUCGACAGCUGGGGUUUCCCGGUGCAACAGAGUGCUGGCCGAGCCGUGUAUUCCAAGCCCAUCCAAUUUUGGGAAGUUGGAGCGCCGUUCCAACUAGAAACCACCGUAAAAUUCAUCAUUACACCAAUUAACCCAUUCCCAGCCAAUGGCUUCACCUUCUUCAUCCAGCCCGUUGGCUCUCCAAUCGGAUCCCCUGGCGAGAGCUUUGGAAUCUUUGACAUAAAUGGUACGAAUCCAUCCGUCUUUGCCGUGGAAAUUGACCUCGCCUUAUACUAUUGGCAGGGUGAUCGUCAUGUUGGGAUUGACAUUGGAUCAGUUGAUUCCAAAAACAGAACCGACGUGGGAACCGCAAUUCUGGGGCAGGAGGUGACUGCCCGCAUCAACUACCACCAAUCUUCCCAAUUGAUCAGUGUUCACGUAACGGCAGGCUCACAAACUUUUGAGGUGAGCUAUGUGUACGACUUGACCACCAUUCUUCCUCAGCAGGUUGAAGUCGGACUCUCCGCCGCCACCGGACCCCAAGUCGCCAUCUUCGACGUCAUAGCUUGGGAUUACUCUUCAACUCUUGGGCAGACGACUUCUACUCUUGUGAAAACCAGUGCCAACCGCGAAUUGGAGGACGCCAAAAUUCGCCAAUAUGUGUGA
Messenger RNA from Salvia hispanica, 834 nucleotides. RefSeq names its product leucoagglutinating phytohemagglutinin-like. Lineage: Eukaryota; Viridiplantae; Streptophyta; Magnoliopsida; Lamiales; Lamiaceae. Gene Ontology annotation, molecular function: carbohydrate binding. The record is from RefSeq and is a predicted model, not a curated record.